This is a messenger RNA of Drosophila eugracilis, 2493 nucleotides long. It is a transcript of the gene Git, whose product is annotated as ARF GTPase-activating protein GIT2. Gene Ontology annotation, molecular function: protein binding; GTPase activator activity. Gene Ontology annotation, biological process: regulation of ARF protein signal transduction; brain development. The record is from RefSeq and is a predicted model, not a curated record. The transcript is spliced from 8 exons. Bases 135 to 2330 code for a protein of 731 amino acids. Lineage: Eukaryota; Metazoa; Arthropoda; Insecta; Diptera; Drosophilidae.
GCUUUGGUAGUAAAACGACUUGGCCACACUGGCUUGCAGAAAAAAUAAAACAAAUUGUAAAAAGGCAUCCACAAAUGUUUUCUAGUGCAGCUCUCCGCGUUUAAUUAAAAUUUGUGAGCGUUUUGGAAUGCUGAAUGUGUUUCGCCAGCAGUAUCAUCGAAGCGCACAGGAAGUUAUUUAUAGCGCCGCCGGAUUUGGAUCAUCCCGAUCCAGCCACGCCCACGAUUUCGAGCAAAAUCAAGAUGUCAAGGGGGAAAUCCCGCUUGCAAACCGAAGUUUGCGGCGAUUGUGGAGCUGGUGAUCCAUCCUGGGCGAGUAUUAAUCGGGGAAUUCUCCUCUGUGCCGAUUGCUGUUCAGUACACCGAAGCCUAGGCAGGCACAUCUCCAUUGUGAAGUCCCUGCGACAGGGAAAUUGGGAACCUUCUGUUCUGAAUUUUGUCAAUUCCCUGAAUGCCCAUGGAGCCAACAGUGUUUGGGAGCAUCAUCUGCUGGAUGGCAGUACCAAUUCCACUGGGGGAAAACAUGUGCCAAGGUGGCGAAAACCAACACCGAAGGAUGCACUGCAUCCCACCAAAUCCGACUUCAUCAAGGCCAAACAUGUUCAUCUUACGUUCGUGUUGAAGCCAAGUCUUCAAGAUGAUGAUGAUGGCAAUGGCUCUCCGAUCAGUCUUGAACAGGAGCUAAGCCGGCAACUCCACGCCAGCGUGAGGACCAGUAAUUUGGAAACCUCACUACGCUUCUUGGUUCAGGGAGCUGAUCCCAAUUACUAUCACGAGGACAAGCUAUCGACGCCACUUCAUAUGGCAGCCAAGUUCGGCCAGGCAUCACAGAUCGAAAUGCUGCUGAUCUAUGGAGCCGAUGUAAACGCUUUGGAUGGUAAUGGGAUGACUCCGCUGGAAUUAGCCAGGGCUAACAACCAUAAUACCAUCGCCGAUAGACUACUAGAGGCCAUGUACGAUGUUACCGAUAGGAUCAUCACCUUUUUGGGUGGGAAGAAGCCGGAUCAUGCAAGUGGCCGCCACUUGAUAAUACCGGAUGCCAAUGGCGCCGACAUAAGCGAGCAACUGAAGAUUGCCCGUGGAAAGCUGCAACUUGUGCCAAAUAAGAUGUUUGAGGAGCUGGUCAUGGACCUUUACGACGAGGUGGACAGACGAGAGUGCGAAGCCAUCUGGUCAACGAGCACCCUGAAUGCUGAACAUGCAACUGUGCCAUUUCUGCCGGCUAAUCCAUUUUUGAGCGCCACGCGCAAUCAGGGUCGUCAGAAACUGGCACGCUUCAAUCGUGCCGAGUUCACUGGUCUAUUGACCGACGUGCUCGUCGACGCUUUGAGGCGUCAGAAUAUGGCGAACCUUCGUCCAUUGGAUGCCCCAAUGCCAGGGCAUCAGUCGCUGCAAUCGCUGCCAUAUGCCAAUAACUCAAUGCUGCUCGGUUCGUUCGAGCAGGGCGGUCAUGAUCCGAAUCUUUCGGAUGAUGAGCCCAUCUACGAUCCGGUGGCCAGUGAUGAUGACUAUGCGCCAGUGCCACCAAUGGCCCAGCAGGCUAUUGUGCAUACGCCACCCCGAAAUGCUAAUUCGCACAACGAAAUGGAAACGCUGCGUAAACAGCUUAGCGACUAUAAGUCGGAGAUCAAUCAACUGAAGAACGUGGUCCAGAUGCUGUCCAGUGAGAACUCGCAGCUAAAGUCGAAGUUCUCGAGCGCCUCCAACAACAGCGUCUAUGAUGAGCCACUUCGCAUUGAUCUGAGCUUGAGUAGUCCUGAUACAGAGCACGAGCCGCUUUCGCUGCCGGAAGGUGGAACUGCAAAUAUGGAAAGUGGCUCCUCCAAUGACUCUUCAAAUCAGUCGACCAUCAAGCGUCCAGCCAGCAUGUACGAGCGGCGCCUGGUUCCCAAUGUGUCCAAGGGUCACACGGAUAUCAGGAAUACCACUAGCAUGUAUCAAAUGGCUGGCGAUGGCAAACCUUUCGGUGAGGAAGUAAAAGUGCGCUCUGAUUUGGUCACUCGCUGCCUCAAGGAGCUCAUAAAAGCAAUGCAACCAGUGCCGGAGGAUCAGAAGCAAUCAAUUGCCCCACAUGGAGAACUUAUCCGUAGUGCCGUGACUGAUUUAAUUGCUCUUUAUGCUAAUUUGCCCUCAAAUGCUAGCGACACAACCCGCGAGACCCUUAAACUGCUGACCCGCCAGAACAUUCUUAUUCAGCACGAGUGCGAGAAUCUGCAGAAGGCCAUCGAGGCGGAUGACAAGCAGGCCAUACAGAAAAACACCUUGGAGGUGCGCGACUGCGCCUUCCACAUUGCCAGUGCCAUAAAGACCUUGGUGUUGCAGUUCUAUUGAAAUGACCAAUACACAAACGACCUAGAAGUUUAACUCACCUUUAUUAAAGUAUUAACCCAACCAAUUUAGUGCCCGCUGACUAACAAAAGUGCUUCCGCCAAAUAAAUUAAAGAAUCCCCUUUACAUAUAGUUUAUGUAUUUAAUAAAUGUUUACAUAAAUCAA